CACAAGCAGAUCAGCAUCACUGACAACCACAAGCGAUCACCGCCGGGUAACAUCUGAUCUUGAGUAACCAAAGUAUCCGCAUUUGGUGGUCCACGGCCGUCGCCGGCCGGAGACGAAGAAGGAGGAGGCACUAGGCAUAUACCAGGAGGAGACAUGGACAGGGUGACGAGGCUGGCGUCGCAGAAGGCGGUGGUGGUGUUCAGCAACAGCAAGUGCGGCAUGUCCCACGCCGUGACGCGGCUGCUCCGGGAGCUCGGCGUCGACGCGCGCGUGGUGGAGCUCGACGAGGAGCCCGCCGGCGCCGACAUGGAGAGCGCGCUCGCCAGGAUGCUCGCCGGCGGCAGCGGGGGCGGCCGCGGCGGCGUGCCGGCGGUGUUCAUCGGCGGCAGGCUCGUCGGCUCCACCGACAGGGUCAUGUCGCUCCACCUAUCCGGCAGCCUCGUCCCGCUCCUCCGCGACGCCGGCGCGCUCUGGGUGUAGCCAUGCCAGCUGGCAGCUGCCAAGUGUACGUACGUACGUACCAAUGUGCGCAGUAGGAUCACCGUACUUAUAUACAUAUCGUACGU
Messenger RNA from Oryza brachyantha (malo sina), 566 nucleotides. RefSeq names its product monothiol glutaredoxin-S8. The transcript has a single exon. NCBI's taxonomy places the organism in Eukaryota, Viridiplantae, Streptophyta, Magnoliopsida, Poales, Poaceae. Bases 154 to 480 code for a protein of 108 amino acids. The record is from RefSeq and is a predicted model, not a curated record.